Messenger RNA from Sphenostylis stenocarpa, 639 nucleotides. Lineage: Eukaryota; Viridiplantae; Streptophyta; Magnoliopsida; Fabales; Fabaceae. The record is from the annotation of a GenBank genome assembly.
AUGUAUUUAUCCCCCAAUUCCAAUCUAUUAAAUCUCCUUCAAUUCAAAGGCUUCAUGUUCAACCUAAACCUCCCAUUAGCCAAGUCUAAAAAAGUUCCAAAAAGAAGUCUUUUCAAUUCCAUUCCCUCCUGUGUUUUGAACUAUUCUAUGGCAUCAAGAAUUGCUCCUUCAAUUCCAAACACGAAGCGUUCGUGCCUGUGCUCUCCCACCACACAUCCUGGCUCCUUCAGGUGUAAUCUGCAUAAGAAGAAGCCCCUCAGAACUAUGUCCAGGAACCCCUCCAACACCUCUCAUCUUUUAGACUCAUCCAUGCCAGCAAAAGCUAAUUCUUUGAAGGCCUUUCUCCUGCAAGUUAUUAAGCCCUCUAGCCAUGAUCUUCAUAGGAGGAAGAGUUUCCAUCCAAAGCCUACUCGAUUCUCUUUGAUGAAUGGUAACAAUGAUGCAGUUGCAGUUAUCAAGAAUCUUUCAAGGGAAGAAAUGGUGGUCACUAUUUAUGACUGGAAAGGCACUUUCGGUCUGAAAGGCAGGUGCCUAACCUGGUUCAACGUGACUGGUCCCAUCAAGCAUGGAGCAAUUCAGCGAGCAGUUCAUGAACCCAAGAUAUUAAGAGCCACCCAUGUCUCAGGAAUGAUAUCUUAA